GAUGGAUCCUGGGGCGGCAGCCCCUGCUGCGACGGCUCCGGCGACAGCCCCGGCAGCUGCCCCGACAGCCACCCCGGCGGCGGGGACGCAGGCCUCCGCUCCAGUGGGCAUGGAAGGCAUGGAGGACAUGGACGACGAGCUGAGGCAGGCUCUCCUACUCUCCAUGCAGGAGUCGGAGGGAGGUGCGGCAGCUCCAGGUGAGACGCAGGCAUCGGCUCCGAAGCGAAAGGCAGAGGAGCUGGCGGAGGACACCGAGAUGAAGACUGGCGAAGCGCCGGCCUCCAGCGAGGCCCCCGCCACAGCUCUGAUUCGCCCGUGA
Symbiodinium sp. CCMP2456 is the source of this 319-nucleotide messenger RNA. The record is from the annotation of a GenBank genome assembly. Lineage: Eukaryota; Dinophyceae; Suessiales; Symbiodiniaceae.